CGAAUAAAGAUGCGCGGAAUUAAAGAACAAAAAGAAAAAAGAAAACACAUAAUAUCUGCCAAUGGCGGCAGCACAAUAUCGAUAGAAUAACUUGACGAUAGAACGCACUACGACAAGAAAUAAACAAGACGAAGUGAAAGGUGCCAAUCCGGCUUCACUGUAAUUUAACGAUAUAAAAUCAAGAACCCGCAGAGCCGACAAUCUCGAAACAACCACGAUGUCCGCCAUACCAGACGAAAUCACCCUCUACCCAAUCACCUCCUCCUCCUCAUCCUCAUCCGCCUCCGACCCAUCGCAAGGAACCUCCAAACCACUCCUCGUCUACUUCAUCACCGGCAAUCCCGGCCUCAUCGCCUACUAUACCGAAUUCAUCCGGACCGUCCAACACAACCUCUCCCUCAAACCGAUCCCGAGCUCCUCCUCGUCCUCCUCAGCAACCUCAUCCGAGCAGACGAAAGCAUUCCAAGACUCGGACAUAAUCUUCCACGGCACCAGCCUCGACGGCUUCGAGCUCUCCCGUCCGACUGACCCGACCGUGGACCUCCCCUUGAGCCUCCCGCAGCAAAUCACCCAGGUGAGGAGGAACAUCGGUCGGAAAGUCGCCGAGUUCACUCGAGAAUUCUCUUCUCGUUCCUCUUCUUCGUCGUCUGAUGGGGAGAGUCAGGGGCCGAUGCCGGUCGUCCUGAUGGGACAUUCGGUCGGGGCGUACAUCCUCAUGGAAGUGAUCGCGCAAUGGCAGGCGGAACAGGGCCAGCGACACGAAGGCGAGAAGGGGAAGAAGAAGGAUGAGGGCGACUGGCGGCCGGUGGCGGGGAUCAACCUCUUCCCGACCGUCACGGAGAUCGCCAAGAGCGAGAAAGGCAGGCAAUUGAGCUGGUUCCUCAACCUCCCCCAUCUCCCCGUCGUCGCGCAUUACAUCACACGGGUCUUCCAGGUGAUCCCCCGCCUGCCCUUCCUCGACUGGGCGGCGGCGUUGAACCCGGGUCCUCUGUGUCGAGAGGUCACGGCGGGGAUGGUGACGAGUCGGAAUGGAAUCCGACAAUUACUGUGAGUUUGUUUGAUUUUCCUUCCUUUUCCCCUUUUCCUUCGUCAGUCACAUUUCCUUGUGUCUUUCAUCUCCCGCGUUAUCCUUCUCUCGCUCUCUCUCUAUCUUACACACACACACAUACAAACACACGACCAUAUCAUCGCCAAUCUCACAACAAACGAACAAACAAACAGAUACAUGGCCAACGACGAAAUGCACCUGAUCAAAGAAGACCGCUGGCUGUCGACGCUCUGGGGCGACGACGGCGAAACCAGCAGCAGCAGCAGCAGCCCAUCCCAGACCCCCGACCACCGUCUGAGACUGAAACUCUAUUUCUACUUCGGCGCCCGCGAC
Molecule: messenger RNA, 1381 nt
Organism: Dissoconium aciculare CBS 342.82
Lineage: Eukaryota; Fungi; Ascomycota; Dothideomycetes; Mycosphaerellales; Dissoconiaceae
Exons: 2
Coding region: 218-1051 (277 amino acids)
Biological process (GO): lipid storage
Cellular component (GO): lipid droplet
Molecular function (GO): lipase activity
Source: RefSeq, a predicted model, not a curated record